Messenger RNA from Oryza sativa Japonica Group (Japanese rice), 2618 nucleotides. The record is from RefSeq and is a predicted model, not a curated record. Lineage: Eukaryota; Viridiplantae; Streptophyta; Magnoliopsida; Poales; Poaceae.
UCAAAAAGAGGAAAGAAACGCUCCUCCUCUCCUCCCCCCACCCCCCCGCUCCUCUCAAAUCUCCUCCCAUCCCCCAGAUCGAUCUCCACAACCCCAAAAACAAAAGAAAAAACAAAAUUCUGGGAAUGGAGCAGCAGCAGAAGCAGGAACCCGGCGGCGGCGGCGGCGGCGUCAGAGUCGUCGCGAGGAUCUGCCCCUGCGCACCACCGCCACCACCACCCGACGCCGCCCUCAACUUCCAGGUCGCCGCCCUCAAUGACCCCGCCCUAAUCUCCUUCAUCCCCCGUCGCCCAACCGCAUCCGCCGCCACCGCCGCGGCCUCUGGCCGAGGAGAUGGCCCCAAGGAUAAGCAGCAGCAGCAGCAGCAGAAGUACAGGGUCGAUGGCUGCUACCUCAGAGACGAUCCCAACCACCGCGUCUUCCACAACGAGGUCAAGCCGCUCAUUGAUGGCAGAGGUGGAGGAGGAGGAGGACGCGGCGGCGCCAAAGCCUGCGUCGUCGCCUGUGGUGAUGCGGCUGCCAAACGUCACCUCUUCAUGGGGUCUCCUGAUCAACCUGGCUUGUUCACCAUGGCAAUGGCGCAACUCCUCGACUCCUCCAAAGCCAUUGGUGCCGCUGUCACUGUCUCAUCCUAUCAGGUGCUCCAAGAUACUCACAUCCUCGACCUCUUGGAGCCCAAGAACCAUGAGGUUCUCAUACUAGAGGAUGCCGACGGACAGACUCACCUCAAGGGCCUCUCCAGGGUUGGUGUCAACUCAAUCGAGGAGUUUUCGCAGCUUUGUUGUUGCGCUACCAACCAGCAGAGGCACCAUCCCGCUAAAGAUUCCACCCAGUUACAGGAUUGGGGACACCAAGGGCUGAUUAUCUACGUCUCUAGCUUUGAUCAGCAAGGCAAAGAAUGUGCUCUAGCUAAGAUAAACUUCCUCAACCUGGCAGGCUAUGUGGAUCCCAAGCAGAAGAAGAAUGAAGGUCUUGCUCUACUAACCGGUAACAAGUCUAUGCAUGCCUUGAUGAAUGUUGUCCAAGCACUGAACAGCAACCAGAGAUUUGUACCAUAUAGACAAAGCAAAGUAACUCGUAUUCUGCAAGAUUCUUUAUGCAAGAGCAAGACGAGCGGUAGCGUCCUGAUAGCCUGUUUGGCUGAAGAUUGCUGCCAAGAUUCAGUUUCUACUCUUGCCUUGGCUUCUCGCUCGAGCCAAGUGGUCAAUGAACAAUACUACAGCUUAUCCUUGAGUGCUAAAAAAUCAUCAAAGUCAAAUAUGAACUUACCUACCGAUGCCAAAACCUUGUCAAGGACGUUUAUUCACAAAACAAUGUCGAUGCAAGAGAAGAAUGCCCGACCUGGAUUCAAUAAUAGUGGUGUAAAAGGCGGACAAACUCCUACUGCUAAUAGAAGGACUCAGCCAAUCAUUAGUUCAACGAAAAAAUCUGGAAGCUCAAUCUGUACUUCAAUUAAGAUGAAGGAAAAUUAUGCUAAACCUAAAAUAAGUGGAAGGAAAUUAUUUUGUCCAAGCAACAAUUCAUUGAAGGAGGAGAAUGCUACGGAUGUUGCUUCUACAGUGGUAACAGAAACUAAGUCAGCAACAGUGAGAAUACAAGCUGAUGAAGUACAACCAUUAGUAGGCAUGGAAAUUCGAGCUGCAUUACUAAAUGAGGGAUGUUCUGAAAUAGGAAACACCGGAGAUGUUAAAUCAUCUGAAAUGCAAGAAGUGGUACAUUGCAGCACACAAGAACUGCUAGCAAGUACUAUACAAGAAGAGGACUAUGCCUUGUCAAAUAUGGAACCGGAGAAUUCAUGUACUGACAUGGGAUUGACCUGCUCUUCUAUCACUGAUAACCUUGUUGAGAAGACUCCUGCCAGCAGUACCCUAUCCUCCCCAAAGUUGAGUGACCGACUGAGAGAGAUUUCAAACUCAUUGAAGCUUCUUAGCACUCGGCCAGUGAGCGUGAGGGCAGAAAAGUGGGACAUAGAAUGUGCCCGGAGAAUCAACACGAUUGCACCAGAGCCAAAAACUCCUGAAGUGCAUUUGAAAUUUGAGCAAGCAGAAGAUCCCAAGGAUAAACUUACGGCCCGCAGCACUGGGAUUAAGAAAUCUCUAGCUCAAGAGUGCUUGACUUUUCUCAACAGUGCUAAUAAGGAGCAAUUAAAAAGCUUAAAGGGAAUCGGAGAUAAAAGGGCAAACUACAUACUUGAGCUUCGUGAGGAGUCACCAGAGCUAUUUAAAGAGAUAAGUGAUCUGAGAGACAUCAUCGGAAUGAAUUCAAAAGAGAUCAAAAAGAUGAUGUCCGGGAUUAUCGACCCCUAAGAAAGUGAGCAAUGGGAGUGCGAUGGUUCUCCUGUGGAGUGUGCAUAUGCAUCUUUGGUCAAAGGUGUCAUGUCUUUGUUUUGUAUUUUUUUUUGUCCAGUUGCUUCUCAAGAGCGAAUGCUUUGGUCAGGAGUUGGCAUUCUGUGAGAGAAUCAGUGCUUUGCAGUGGUUUGCUGCUAUUAUGUGUUCUUUGUAAUCAUCAUACAGUGUCGUACCAAUAUUGAUAAUGUGUGGCGUUAAUGUGAUUUCCUCUCUUUUGAUGUUUGUUGCUAUAAAUGCCAAUUUAUUGUUUUAGAAAAAAUAAUGAGCCAA